AUGGACAGGCUGCAGUCAUCCAUGCGCAAGAGGCUGUACAGCCUGCCGCCGCAGCAGCAGCACGGGGGGCACAAAGCCUCCGUCGGCGGGGAGGGCGACGACGGCGGCGGCGGCGACAAGGACACGCAGAGGAAGGGUAUGAGGAUGAAGCCCCUGCUGCUGCCGUCGCCCUCCUCCACGACCACGAGCAGCUCCGCGGGCGUCGGCGACGCCAAGAGCGCGGACCUGGUGGUCAUGGAGACGGAGGUGGGGAGAGCCGUGAAGACGAGCUCCAACGGGGACUGCCGGAGGUUCCGGGGCAGCCUCUCCUCCAUCACUAGCCGGCACCUUCACGAGUCGGACGCGGCCGAGCAGAGGCGCCUCAUCGCCGAGGGGGACGUCACGCCGGGGGAGGAGAGCCCCACGGAGCCGCUGGGCGCUCGCGCCGGCGCCGGCGGGCAGCGCGCGCCGGGGGACCCCCAGCCGCCGGGCUUCGUCAAGUUGGACGGCGUGGACCAGAUCCUGUCCGACGACGAGCGGCUCUACCAGGCGGGCUUCAUCCACCGGCAGCUGGGGGCCAUGCUGCAGCCGGGGGUCAACAAGUUCUCCUUAAGGAUGUUUGGCAGCGAGAAGGCGGUGGAGCGGGAGCAGGAGCGGGUCAAGUCCGCGGGGUUCUGGAUCAUCCACCCGUACAGCGAUUUCAGAUUCUACUGGGACCUGACCAUGCUGCUGCUGAUGGUGGGCAAUCUGAUCAUCAUCCCCGUGGGCAUCACCUUCUUCAAGGAUGAACACACGCCACCCUGGAUCGUCUUCAAUGUUGUGUCAGAUACCUUCUUCCUCGUGGACCUGGUACUCAACUUUCGCACGGGCAUCGUGAAGGAGGACAACACUGAGAUCAUCUUAGACCCACAACAGAUCAAGGUCAAGUACCUGCGGAGCUGGUUUGUGGUGGACUUCAUCUCCUCCAUCCCUGUGGACUACAUUUUCCUCAUUGUAGAGACACGCAUCGACUCGGACUUCUACAAGACGGCUCGUGCCCUGAGGAUCGUCCGCUUCACUAAGAUCCUCAGUCUUCUGCGUCUGCUGCGGCUGUCCAGGCUCAUCCGCUACAUCCAUCAGUGGGAGGAGAUCUUCCACAUGACCUACGACCUGGCCAGUGCCAUGGUGCGCAUCGUCAACCUGAUCGGCAUGAUGCUGCUGCUGUGCCACUGGGAUGGCUGCCUGCAGUUCCUGGUGCCCAUGCUGCAGGACUUCCCCCCCGAUUGCUGGGUCUCCAAAAACAAGAUGGUGAAUGACACCUGGGGCCAGCAAUACUCGUAUGCCCUGUUCAAGGCCAUGAGCCACAUGCUGUGCAUUGGCUACGGCAUGUACCCCCCAGUGGGAAUGACAGACGUGUGGCUCACUAUCCUCAGCAUGAUCGUGGGUGCCACCUGCUACGCCAUGUUCGUGGGCCACGCCACCGCGCUCAUCCAGUCGUUGGACUCUUCCCGCCGCCAGUAUCAGGAGAAGUACAAACAAGUGGAGCAGUACAUGUCCUUCCACAAGCUCCCAGCUGAUAUGCGACAGAGAAUCCACGAUUACUAUGAGCACCGCUACCAGGGCAAGAUGUUUGAUGAGGAAAGCAUCCUGGGGGAGCUAAAUGAGCCAUUAAGAGAGGAGAUCAUCAACUUCAACUGUCGCAAGCUGGUGGCUUCCAUGCCCCUGUUUGCCAAUGCAGAUCCAAACUUUGUGACCUCCAUGUUGACCAAACUGCGCUUCGAGGUCUUCCAGCCAGGCGACUAUAUAAUCCGUGAGGGCACCAUUGGCAAGAAGAUGUACUUCAUCCAGCAUGGGGUAGUGAGCGUGCUCACCAAGGGCAACAAAGAGACCAAGCUUUCAGAUGGCUCAUACUUUGGUGAGAUCUGCUUGCUAACCCGAGGCCGGAGGACGGCCAGCGUGCGAGCGGACACGUACUGCCGCCUGUACUCGCUCUCUGUGGACAACUUCAAUGAGGUCCUGGAGGAGUACCCCAUGAUGAGGCGGGCCUUUGAGACCGUGGCCCUGGACCGCCUCGACCGUAUAGGGAAGAAGAACUCCAUCCUGCAACACAAAGUCCAGCAUGACCUCAGCUCAGGAGUGCUGAAUUGCCAGGAGAAUGAGAUAAUCCAGCAAAUCGUGCAGCACGACCGCGACAUGGCUCACUGUGCCCACCUGCUCCAGACUGCCCCGCCCCCUGUGCCACCCUCACCCACGCCCGUCAUCUGGGCACCGCUCAUCCAGGCUCCUCUGCAGGCCGCCGCCGCCACCACUUCCGUUGCCAUCGCCCUGACACAUCACCCCCACCUUCCCACUGCGUUCCUCCGCACUCAAGCCUCUGCGCUGGGCUCCCUGAAGGACCCCUCUUGCCGCCUGAAAAAAUUCCACUUUCCCGCCUCUGUCGGCUCCUCGAUUGACUCCCCCUGCGACACUCCUUCCAAGCCGCACCCAGGGGUGGACACACCUCUGCUGGCCGCUUUUCGUGCCCAUCACAUGACCUCGAACCUAGCACAGGACGGGUCCAGCCAUCAGCCUUCCACCAGCAGCGCACUUCCAAGGCCUGGCAGUACAAGCGCCUUUCCCUUUGGCUCCCUCCCUCCAUCAGACUCUCGAUCCUCCAGCUCUUCUCAGCUUCACCCACAGCCUCGGCAGCAGCAGGUAGCCUCCUGCAGCACACCGCCCUUUGUGGCCACUGGCUCGCAGUCACAGGGAGCAGUGGGAGGGACUCCGGGGGGAGCCGCAGCUGCCACUACUCCCCACAUGAGUCCCAUGGCCUCCAACUCAGGCAGCCCCAGCCUGUGCCAGAUGCAGCCUCCACCCCCGAAGACUGUGCAGGUCUCUUCAACGCAGCAGUUCGCAGGUGGGGGUAGGACUUCCAGCAACCUAAGUCUGCUGCACAUGCCUCCCUCUGACUCCCCUUCCUCCUGCAGAAGCCAGCAGGCCCAGCCUCCAGGGGGGUCGCAGUUGUCGCUGGUGCAGCAAAGCUUGGCGGGCCUUCAGUCGGGCUUCAUCCCCCGGCCACACCAGGAGCGAUCGGCACUGGCUGCCCUGGCCCAGUAUGGGUCGGGUAACGCCUCCCCCUGUUACACUCCGCUGGCUCCAAGUCCCAUAGUGCAGAGCCCUGUGACGGGGAGGACGUUUCACUACAGUGACCCCUCAAGUGCCGCGGGAUCCCACAGUUCCCUCCUAUUGCCACAGACCUCGUGCCCACCGCCACUCUCCAGCCUGCCCCGAGCAGGUGCAGAGCUGGAGGCGGAGUCAUUACUGAGCCUCUUUUCUCCAGAUGUAAAAGUAAUCUCGAGCUCGCACCCCUCUCUGCCCCUGGAUACGAGCCAGACCCCAAGUCGCUUGCCUCGACGGCCAUCCCAGGAGUCAAGCUCCUGCUUCUCGACCUUCUCGUCCCCGACGCUCAUCAGCAGGCCCUGUAGCUCUGUCUCGGGGAAUGUACCACUCGCCAGGCAGUCGUCAGCUGUGUCUACCCCUCAGACUCGCUCACCCGGGGCAUCUCCCGACCUUCCAGCCCGCAAGGGGCCCACGGCUCACACGCUUGAACCGGACCCAGCUCGCUCCAAGCUCCCCUCUAAUUUGUGAGGUUUGAUCACACCCUCCUGUGCA
Scleropages formosus (Asian bonytongue) is the source of this 3609-nucleotide messenger RNA. Its product is annotated as potassium/sodium hyperpolarization-activated cyclic nucleotide-gated channel 3-like. Lineage: Eukaryota; Metazoa; Chordata; Actinopteri; Osteoglossiformes; Osteoglossidae. The record is from RefSeq and is a predicted model, not a curated record. The coding region runs from base 1 to 3585 and encodes 1194 amino acids. Gene Ontology annotation, molecular function: voltage-gated potassium channel activity. The transcript is spliced from 8 exons. Gene Ontology annotation, cellular component: membrane; axon; dendrite. Gene Ontology annotation, biological process: regulation of membrane depolarization; sodium ion transmembrane transport; potassium ion transmembrane transport.